AUGACUUCCUUCAAAUUGAAAAGCACAGGCAUAGCGGCCUCUGUGUUCCUCGCAGUGUACGCCAUCUAUUUCGGAUUUGCAACAUGGGUGGUCUGGAAAAAAGGCUUCAGAACCAUGUUCACUGCCUUGUGGGUCUUUGCUAUUCUCAGAGUUGCAGGCCAGGCCUGUGGUGUGGCCUAUGCUUCUCUAGGCUUAUCGCACUAUCAAUUGCUUAUCGCAUAUAUGGUACUUGGCGCACAGGGCUUUUUGGCCUUGAUUUAUGCGUCUUUGCGCGCGGUGAUGCAUGAGCAAAGAUUGAAGUACGGAAAGUCCUGGUUCGACACCUAUCCUAUCUUGGGGCGCUUGGGCCCGGUCCUCAAACGGUUCCACAUCUACUUCUUCCAGACCUGUUUUUCGGUCACUCACUGCAUUUUGGCAGCAGGCUCGAUCGUUUUUAUUGUGGGAGGCGCCGAAAUGGCAGGAAUCGAUGUCACCAACCCAUCCACCUAUUCCGACUACCGCACAUCCAGAAACCUUCGUAUUGCCGGCGCUCUGUUGUACUUGGUGGGUAUGAUAAUUCUGGUAGCUUUGGCAAUACGGGCAUACACCCAUGAAAAAGUCAAGACGUUGUCGAUGAAAUACAUUUUGUUGGCUGUCCCCUUUUUUUUGAUCCACAUAGUGUACAACUUCCUCGCUAUUUUUGUGUCCAGAAUGGACUUGUUCCGCAUUUCAAACUACGGAUUUGGCGGAGGAAACUCAUCUCUCGUGGUUUCUGAAAGCAUCAUGUCCACUGCUAUGGAUGUCUUCAUUUGCGUGUUUCUUACGGCUGCAUUCUUGAAUACUGUUCACGACGCAAAGCAUUUGCAGAGUCAGCCAUAUGAGACUACAUCAGAGAAAACCUCUGUUUAA
Messenger RNA from Australozyma saopauloensis, 888 nucleotides. RefSeq lists its product as uncharacterized. The transcript has a single exon. The record is from RefSeq and is a predicted model, not a curated record. Lineage: Eukaryota; Fungi; Ascomycota; Pichiomycetes; Serinales; Metschnikowiaceae. The coding region runs from base 1 to 888 and encodes 295 amino acids.